UGUCGGUGAUGUGGGGUGUUGAGAGCUGGUAAAGGUGGGAGGGGUUGACACAAAGAUGUACAGGACAGGACACCCUCAUGCUUGCUCCAUAAACCUCACCACAUUUUGCUACCGCAGCUGUGUGGCGCACGCAAUGAAAGCGGAGAGGUGCGCUCCUCCUGGAGUGACUAUGCCGAGUCUGGAACGGGCUUUUGUGCACUGAUCGGCGACUAAGAAGCUCAUUUCUCUCCGACAUAAUCGGAAUGUUGACGCUCUCUCUCUCACUAAGGUCGGUUUCAACAGAGCAUUGAAGACAUCGCUCAUUUACCAUGAGCUGUUUGGAUGUUAUGUACCCAGCCUAUGGACAUUACGCACCGUACGCACCGACUGCUCCCGCUUUUAUCAGUAAUUUCCAGGCUGCCACAGGUCUAAAUUGCACUUCAUCUCAUUGCCGGGAUUUUAUGGACACUCCCAACGGCCCCGAGGGGAUGUCUGGGGGCCCAGGCACUGGAGGAUCAACUUCCUCCUCUGCUUCAUCCAGCUCUUCUUCCUCCUAUACUCCUGCGGCUUCAAGGCCAGAGGAAGGCCCCAAAGAGAAGCAGGAAGCUCCCGAGGCAGAAUACCUGACUUCUCGCUGUGUCCUCUUCACCUACUACCAGGGAGACAUCAGCAGCGUUGUGGAUGAGCACUUCUCCAGAGCCCUCAGCUCCUAUAUGGAUGGUGAGGGCAAACGUCGGGCACCAGAACAUCAGGGAACAGGACGGUGUGACAAUAUGAUCCAAUGGGGAAGAUAUCUGGGCCAGAGGGUGUAGCAGUCAUGUGAGUGACAUCUAUGUUUUAGUAUGUGUUGCUCCUCCUGCACAGCUCCAGCCUUUCCAUUUGCUUCUAUAAAUCAAUUCAAUU
Molecule: messenger RNA, 882 nt
Organism: Neolamprologus brichardi
Lineage: Eukaryota; Metazoa; Chordata; Actinopteri; Cichliformes; Cichlidae
Source: RefSeq, a predicted model, not a curated record